Macrosteles quadrilineatus (aster leafhopper) is the source of this 1236-nucleotide messenger RNA. Its product is annotated as lambda-crystallin homolog. The transcript has 8 exons. The record is from RefSeq and is a predicted model, not a curated record. Gene Ontology annotation, molecular function: oxidoreductase activity, acting on the CH-OH group of donors, NAD or NADP as acceptor; NAD+ binding. Bases 225 to 1181 code for a protein of 318 amino acids. NCBI's taxonomy places the organism in Eukaryota, Metazoa, Arthropoda, Insecta, Hemiptera, Cicadellidae. Gene Ontology annotation, biological process: fatty acid metabolic process.
AAAAUCUGAAAAUAUUCCCGAAAUAACUUGGAGAUUCGCUACAUAAUGACUUCAGCAUCCAAAGGAGGCUUUCAACCCGUAACAGCUGUUUAUCAGUCGUAAUCCUUCAUGCAGUUGACCUCGUUAUCUGGGUGACCUUGUAGCUAACCAGAUAACAGCUGUUCUUUAAAGCAGAAACCAGUCUGACUGAAGCGGUCUGUGAAGUAGUACAGUAUCUUACCAACAUGGCUGAAGGUGGUAAAGGAAAAAUUGGAAUACUUGGGAGUGGGCUGAUUGGCCGUAGCUGGGCCAUGCUGUAUGCUGGUGUCGGCUACUCCGUGGUCCUGUAUGAUGUGGUAGAGCAGCAAGUGACAGCGGCUCUCACUGACAUUGCCAAACAGCUGGAGAUGUUAGCGGCUGGUGGGCUACUGCGGGGCUCUCUCACUGCUAAGCAACAGCUCGCCUGCAUCUCUGGAACAUCUAGUUUAGAAGGCCUAGUCCAAGAUGCUAUUCUAGUCCAGGAGUGUGUACCAGAAAAUAUAGAAUUGAAAAAGAAAGUCUUCCAAAAUCUGGAUAAAGUUGUCGGACCAAAGACCAUCCUAGCUAGUUCUACAUCAACGUUUGUGCCAUCACUGUUUUCUGAGGAUCUCAAAAAUCGAGCUAGAGUUGUUGUAGCUCACCCGGUGAAUCCCCCGUACUACGUGCCUCUUGUAGAGAUCGUCCCAGCACCAUGGACAGAACCCUGGGUGCCACAGAGGGUGCGGGAGCUGCUCACGGAGAUUGGCCAAGAACCAGUCACCCUCUCUCGAGAAGUAGCUGGCUUUUCCCUCAACAGGAUACAGUAUGCAAUCCUGAACGAAGUAUGGAACCAAGUAACUGAAGGAUUGCUCAGCGUGGAGGAUGUUGACAAAGUCAUGUCUGAAGGCCUGGGCAUGAGGUAUGCCUUCUUGGGGGCCCUGGAGGUAGCUCAUCUUAAUGCUGAAGGCAUAGAAAACUACUGUGAGAGAUACCACAAGUCUAUAUACGACACAAGCAUGACAUUCAAGCCAGUGCCCCACAUGGUUGGUCCUGCGGUAAAGGACAUCACUAAACAGAUGACCUCUAUCUGCCCCUUGGACCAGUUAGCCCGCAGACGAGCCUGGCGGGACAUGUGCCUCACCCGUCUAUCUCAGCUCAAACAGGAACUGAAGAAGGAAAAGUAAUUUGUAAUGUUUUUUAUUUAAUAUUUGUUCUAUGACUAAUAAAACAUCCACAAAC